AUGCACGGAGUACUAUACGAAACUGGAGUAUUUAGUAAUAGCAAGUCCAAGAAGGAACUAUCGAGUCUGACGCGACCAUUGACCAAGCUGAGCUCGACCUUAGCUGAAAUCCUGUAUACAGCCAAGGAAACGAUUCGUUAUUCUUUUGGUAAGCCUGACAUACGGUUAAAAGAAGCGAUUUAUUGUUAGCGCGCAUGCAGCACGAGUGUUUGUACAUAUGAUUUAGGCGGCUGAACGGAUUGAGGUGAAGGUAAAUUUGGGCCGAAUGGUUCCUACGAAAUAUGCAAAAUAAUCUUCUUAUUUCAGUCGAUUUAAUAGUUGAUAGGGAAACGCGGCAGUUGCAACUCAGAAUGGCAAAUGAACUAAUGCAGAUCUUCUUGCCUCGUACUAAUGAAUUUUGGUUUAUUCUUUUAUGCUAAUUUGAGUUCGGGUUAACGUAACAUUAUGGCCACUCUAAUUCAUGUUCUUUCUCUGGGCCAUAACUAAAAUAUAAUGAAAAAGAAAUCAUAGAAUUCCAACUGAUUUAAUUCAACACCAGAUGGCAAAUCACACAGUAAAAAAAUGAAUAGUGAUUUUUUACGUAAAGAAUUUCGCUUCCAGUCAGUUUGACGAAAAUUGCCUUUUCAGUUCCGUGACGUCACAGAAAAACCGAGUUCGAUCCUUCAAUGGCAGCUGUUAGCCGUGUAACGUCAGAUGCGAAAAUUUGUUCUUAGGAUUACAACAAAUCAAAUAUAAUAUUUUUGUUAUCACCAACAAAAUGAUAGCGAAGUGGCAUUCGCUACGGUCAACAUGUCAAAUGUAAUAAAAUCAAAAUAAAAUCUUGUUAUCAGGUCGAUGAAAUUUUUCAAUUUUUCUUUUUCACGCUCAUUCGCCGUGAGAAUCUUUUCCAAAUAAGUCGGUUACACUCCGUCAGACAGCGUUAUUCCGGUGUAUCUCAGUAGCGGAAUUAAUUUCAUGUUUUCUGGUUAAAACUGUUUGUAAUUCCGGUAAAGCUUUCGACAUUUAAGAUAACGAGGGGAGCGUUAUGGAACAUUUUAGAGUAACCAUUCUGUUUUGGCAGCCGCGAGUGAAAUAUUAAACUUGAGAAACGAGGAACAAAUAAAACAUAUAGGCAUUAUAUGUAAAGCACUGUAGACAUCGGUAGCGAAAUUGAAAAUACUGAAAAAUGGUCUCUUCCCGAUCAAAGUCAGCUGGCACUUGUUUCUCAGCGAAAGCCAUUUUAAAACGGGACAUUUAAAGGCUCCAGGUUUUAGAAAUAUUAGAUUUUGGAAAAAUCAACAAGUAGAGCUUUCUCUCACUUGAAAUUUUCGGAAUUUAUUUAUUCAUCUGAUUUUGAUAAUCUAAUUCUGGAAAUUGAAACAAUCACUGAAUAUUCUUGGCGGCUCAAGAUAGUGGUGCUAAUAAACAGAAUUUAUUUAUUGCAUAACAACUUAAUUGGAAUAUCUUUAAUGCCUUUUACGCUCGGAUUUGUAGCACGCGCGGUAGAGGUUUAAUUAAUUUCUUUGCCCGAGUCCUUUCCGCCUUCCAUCUCGGCUCCUUCAAUUCUCCGAGGUUAAAUCGAUGGUUUUCGAAGUUUUUGAGUUCGCAGUAAUAGGUUUUGCCAAGGGCCAUAAUAGGACUCUUGGUGUUGCCUUCUAAAAAAAUUGAAAUAUUAAGACUGAGUACAACAAAAGAUACGGUGUACUGCUGCAAGUUGUAAUCGCACUUUGUAAUACCUGUCGCAAUUUGCAGUAAACCGUAUCGCACUUUGGAAUAAAACUAAAAGCUGUCGCAAUUUGUAAUAACUGGCCAUCGCACUUUGUAAUAAACUAAGCUGUCGCAAUUUGUACUAAUUCCAUCGCACCCUGUAAUAAUAUUUUGAGAGUUAUUAAACUUACUUCGUCAAUGCCAAAAUACGCAUGGCACUUCAUAAACAAAGAUGAUGACGUCUGCUAGCACGUACGUAACAUCUCCGCUCAUUCAAACCAUUGAACUUUAUUCACAGUCCUAAACAUUUUUUUAAAAUUAAUGUUGAUUAGUUAUCUGACUUACGAAAUGCUGUAUUCUUAAACCUUGCUAUUGUACCAGGUGGUUUGCAUUCAAUGGUUACCCGGCGGGUGUACUUCCUUAUAUGGCCAAAACGGGUACGUACCUCUGGACAGAGCAUUGUCAGAGUACAGGAUCUAGAGACACUUGACACAAACGAGCCAUUGUUAAAAAGCAUUUAAUUUUCGCAAAUUCGUAACAUCCAUCCUACAUCGUUCGAAUAAGGACACCAGGAAAGUUCAAGCUUUCCUUGUUAGAUCUUAUAACAGGUCGACACAACACGUGGUGCACCGUCCUUGUCUAACGCGCAAUCUUAAAGAAGUAAUAGUAGCUUCCAUAUUUUGGCCAAGUUAAUCAAAUGAGGCCUGGAAAGAUUCAAACUGUUCACUGCAAAUGAACAAAAAAUGUCACCAGUGGCAAACCGUCGAAGCACAACAGAAACAUAACCACAAAAUCCAAUUAGUCGCUGGCCAAUACCUUGGUAUGUAUCUGUUUUUAUAAAACUCACUUGGGGUCUUAACUGAGCCGGCUGGCCAUUUGGUCCAUUAUUCUCACUUGAUUUGGUCCCAUUUCAAGGAACAAAAGGAGUACUCGUUCCAUCUUAAAAAAUUUUUUUCUUUAUGGAGUCCUCUAAAGCAAAUACCAUGGCGAUAGUAAAAAUUCUUCUUCCCUGCGUAUAUACAAUACGUUAGACCUUGCAAUUCUUCCGAGCGUGUUCAGGAUUACUUUUUUUCCCCACAAAAUGGAAAGGAUGGGAUAAACCAACCAUUACUACUUGAGUUACCCUAUCUAAGGAUCAAACCAAAGACGCAAGGACAACAAGAUAAAAAAUGAUACCCUAUUAAAGGCUCGAGAUCCUUAAAAACCAUAACCUAUCCGGCCGGUACUUACCUAUCUACCCCCUACGAAGACUUCACGUGUCACGUGGCAUGCAGACAUGGAUUUAGACGACGAAUGCCAGGUUAUUCAUGAAUUUUCUGUUGUUAAAUGUUGCUUUUGUUAUUUAAAUAUUUUUGAAUUCAAACAUGAUUCAUAUCUCUUUGGUGAUGUAGCAGGAAGUUUCAUAUCUUUCAUAAAAGCGAUUCUAGUUGGUCACGUGAUUAAUCAAGGCAAAAAAAUUUAUAGCGGAAGAUAUGGAUGUUUGACCAAAGAAAAUGUUACGGAGAUGUUACGUGCUAGCAGACCUCAUUAUCUUUGUUUAUAAAGUACCAUGCAUAUUUUUGCAUUAUAUUAAUGUUGACGAAGUAAGUUGAAUAACUCUCAAAAACUUAUCACAAAGUGCGAUGGAAUUAUUGACAGCUUAGCAAAUUGCGAUGGACAGUUAUUACAAAUUGCGACAGCUUUUUUAUUACAAAGUGCGAUACGGUUUAUUACAAAUUGUGAGAGGUAUUACAAAGUGCGAUGGAUUUAUUACAAACUGCGACAGUACAUACGGUAAUACUAAAUGAUAAUGAACACUGCUAAUCUGACGGCUGGGUAUAUGUUUUGAUAAAAAAAGCUUUCAUAUUAAAAAUGUUUAAUCUGAUUACUAUACUCAUUUUUAAACAUUUUAAAUCAUCUUCAUUUAAGGUAACUUCAACAAAACGUUAACCAUAUUCAAAAAAAUCACUUUGGCGCAGUUUCGAUUUGGAGAACAUCCACCCCUCUUUAAAAACGCAUUAGUUGGAUCACUUAAAAUCUCACGAAUCUGGAAGGGAAUCGCUUUAUUACAACAACUACAUAAACUGAUAUGUCAGUUAACGAAGACAUUACCGCAUCAAUUAGCUUAAUUAUAGAUAACCCUUUUUCAUCGAUGCUAGAUUUCUCUCAUUUUUCAGGACUAGAUAAAAAUGAAGCCGAUUUGAAACCAUCGAAUUAGCGAGGCAAUCAUUGGGCUGUUGAUUACCUUCUAGGGAAACGACUUUCAUAUACUUUUCAUUUUGUUCCGUUUUAUGCACCAAUGCCCUUUUACACUCAUGGACGCGAAUGUUUGUCCACUCAUAGAAAACUGGUGUUCACCUAUCCCGCAGAGGUAUUACAAAGUGCGAUGGAUUUAUUACAAACUGCGACAGUACAUACGGUAAUACUAAAUGAUAAUGAACACUGCUAAUCUGACGGCUGGGUAUAUGUUUUGAUAAAAAAAGCUUUCAUAUUAAAAAUGUUUAAUCUGAUUACUAUACUCAUUUUUAAACAUUUUAAAUCAUCUUCAUUUAAGGUAACUUCAACAAAACGUUAACCAUAUUCAAAAAAAUCACUUUGGCGCAGUUUCGAUUUGGAGAACAUCCACCCCUCUUUAAAAACGCAUUAGUUGGAUCACUUAAAAUCUCACGAAUCUGGAAGGGAAUCGCUUUAUUACAACAACUACAUAAACUGAUAUGUCAGUUAACGAAGACAUUACCGCAUCAAUUAGCUUAAUUAUAGAUAACCCUUUUUCAUCGAUGCUAGAUUUCUCUCAUUUUUCAGGACUAGAUAAAAAUGAAGCCGAUUUGAAACCAUCGAAUUAGCGAGGCAAUCAUUGGGCUGUUGAUUACCUUCUAGGGAAACGACUUUCAUAUACUUUUCAUUUUGUUCCGUUUUAUGCACCAAUGCCCUUUUACACUCAUGGACGCGAAUGUUUGUCCACUCAUAGAAAACUGGUGUUCACCUAUCCCGCGAGCAAGUCCCCCACGAGGGGGAGCCGCAAGAAGUCACGUGUUCUUUUGGGCGGCUCGCUUCGCUCGCCACAAGGAAUGGAGAGCUUGCUCGCAGGCUAAUUUCGGCCUUGUAGAAAGCACUGCAUGAAAUAAGGUGGAAAAGACCGCUUUUCCUUAUGCCUUUUCAUUACACAUGGUCUUUCGUCAGGUAUCGCUUGUUUUUGCUUUUUGUAAAAAGUGAAUACAACUUAGUCGUGGUCCAGAUAUUGGUUAAAAAUGCGCAAAGGAACCUUAAACGCAAGUCAGCUGAAUUACACCUUUAAUGUAGACGUCAUACAAAGACUCGAUAUCAGCUGCAUGCUUUGAUUUCUUUUUUUCUUAAACCAACGUUUUCCCAUGUAAUACGCGAAUAAAGGCCGAGUGAACAAAGGCACUUUUCUUCCGGAGCAUUAGAAUUAAAGACAGACUGAAGAACAGCAAAGAACAAUUCCAGAUGUCCGUUUAGGGAGAGUAAAAGGCGAGGGAAAUUAUUAGAAUUUUACAAAACGCAAGUGAAAUUAUUUCCUUAUUUCAGGAGUUUAUUUACCAUUUGAUUACACAUACAUAUAAUAUAUUACUACAAAAAAUUGUCUCUUAAUGAGCUAUAGCGUCAACCAUGUUGUGUGUAAGUCCGUUCAUUUUUUCAUCCUUACCAAGUCAAAACAGAUCAAUAAUGGAGGAACCUAGAAUUUGCUUUUGACAGUUGGUUAGCCCUGAAAGCUUUUAAGGGGUCAAUGUGGCUGAUUAGUUCAAUUACCAGGCAAUGAUAUUUAGCCAGACGCAUGAGUGGUAUUCCUGCGCCACCCCACUCAUACUCUGCGUCUUAAAAAAGAUGGUUCGCCUGUACAGGCCUUUUGCUCUCAGACAGGGCACCCCCGAAAACAGAAGGGUAACAUGCAAUUUAUUGCCCUUAGGGAUCAGCAAAAACUUGCCCGCCAAUUCUGUCGGCCCAAUAACACUUGUCUCAGUCCUUACAGAUGCCCGGAAGGGGAUCAAUGCAUCCGUGGGUCAAAAUCCAAAUUGUAAACAGAGAAAAAACUAAACUAAACCAGUUAUUACAAUGACACUCCCUAAUGUGGGAUGGGACGGGUUGAAAAGCAAAGCUUAUUUAGAGGGUACAAGAACUAAUGGGAUGCUAAAAAACAACCGGAAUUAACUUUAUUUGAUGUUCCGAUGUACCCAACAUAAAAAAGAAUAAGAAAACGUUUAAAAAAUCAGUGAGAUUUGAAUUUAUUAGAUGGCAUUCAUGCGUACUUGAUUUUAUCAAUGCAAAUGUGCUAAGAUAAUAAAGAGCUGGAGAGAAACCACACCGAGCGAGUAUUCUUAACAGGUAGGACUACUUUUAACUUUCGAAUCCUAAGUAACGGGCGUAGCAAGCGUUUUAAAGCAAGCGUUUACUAUCGAGAUUGUGUGCAUGUUAAGUUGAGGGGAGAGCCGCGAACGCAGAGUAUAAGCAAAGAACUAAAAAAACCCCUGAACAUCAUAAUCCACGCCGCUUAACUUGCAGUCCAACGCAGAAUGAUCGCCAUGAUCGCCCCGAUCGCUGAUCGUACUUGAUUCAGGAAACUGUCAACUGGAUUAAUCUGUUGCAAAUGAAAACUCUUGAGGAAGAUACAAUCAUACAAUCACCGAUCCACUGGUAUAUGUUGGUAUUGGGUGUAUAUAUCUAGAUCUGGCAACCAAGGUGUGAAAAGUAGUUGUCUGACGCCUCUAUCUUAUCGUUCUUGCAUGUUUUGGACUUAAGUCCACACUAAAAUCAUUUCGAAAUCGCGAAGUUUAUGGAAACGAAAAGUUUUCGAGAAACGGGGCUCUUUACAACGGUCUGUUCACGGUUCGGGAAAAUGGAAAGCGCAAAACUCCUGGCUGGCAAAUUUCAUUCCGAAAUCGCGUUUACCACUGAUAGGCACCGAAAAACAGUCGCGUAAACCUGAAAGUGGAAUCAAAGGUAGCUCUGAAGAAAGUGAACACGAAUUUCCGUUUGGAACAUUCCGUCCGGAAAAAGAGGACUAACUUGUUAGAUGUUCCGUUGCUCCCGAAAAUUUUCCAUGGGAACGACCCGAAUUUACUUCCCAACAAGAAUUUCAGGAAACUUUUGGCAAGUGGAAAGUGCACACCUUCUCGAAAGCGGAGUCUUGUAAAAACGGAGUUCCAGUGUUUCAACCUCAUCCCCAGGGAAAAGUCCUAG
This is a messenger RNA of Porites evermanni, 6861 nucleotides long. Lineage: Eukaryota; Metazoa; Cnidaria; Anthozoa; Scleractinia; Poritidae. The record is from the annotation of a GenBank genome assembly.